Molecule: messenger RNA, 2889 nt
Organism: Diatraea saccharalis (sugarcane borer)
Lineage: Eukaryota; Metazoa; Arthropoda; Insecta; Lepidoptera; Crambidae
Source: the annotation of a GenBank genome assembly
CGCGCUUGGUGUUGUUUCUCGCUCAGAUGGUUUCUCGUUUGUUGAUUGGUUGAUAAGCCGUCAUUCAUCCUAAAGAGUAUUUUGCAUCGCAUUCAGUAAAUUGCUCUUCUAUUCACGCGGUGUCUUUUCUGCAGUGUUAUUGUGCUGUGAUUUUUUUAUUCCAAUUUAUUUAAUUUAUUUUUGAUACGUAAAUUUUUGUGUAAGUGAACAGUGAAUAAUAAAAUUAGUCCAGGCCUAAGAAACUGAUUGCUUAUUGAUGUUGUGAUCGUUGUUUUUGUGAUUUUACCUGUGUGACGAUGGCAGAUAAUACAAAAUUGACUGAUGAGGAAAGAACUGAGAUCAGAGAACAGUUCUCACAGAUUGACACAAGUGGUAAUGGCUACAUCGACCUCAAAGAACUAAAAGAUGCUCUGGACAGCGUCGGAUACAAAAUUCCACAAUGGAAGGUGCGGUGUAUGAUAGAGGAGUACUACGACAAUGGAUCGAAGCACGGCCGCGGGGUCAACGGGAACGUGAACGGUGACGCGCGCAAGAAUGGUAUCUCACUCACUGAAUUUGAGGAGCUGUGCGCCAAUCUCAAGGCGCAGCAGGUCGCGAGCACAUUCAAACAAGCAGUUAGUAAAAAAGAGAAUUUGGAACAUCUCGGUGGCAUGAGCGAAGCGUCCAGUGACGGCACGACCCAUUCAGUUCGUUUAGAGGAGCAGAUGGCGUUCUCUGGAUGGAUCAACAGUAAUCUGGAGCACGAUCCUGACCUCAAACAUUUGCUGCCUAUCGAUGCUGAGGGGAAACAACUCUACGAAAAACUGAAAGACGGUCUCAUACUGUGCAAAGUGAUCAACCAUUCGUGCCCGGAUACGAUAGACGAGCGGGCGAUCAACAAGAAGAACCUCACCCUUUAUACAAAACACGAGAACUUGACAUUAGCACUCGUCUCCUCGCAGGCAAUCGGUUGUAACAUCGUCAAUAUAGAUGCACAUGACCUAGCUAAAGGUAAACCACAUUUGGUCCUUGGUCUACUGUGGCAAAUCAUUAGAAUCGGUCUAUUCAAUCAAAUCACUCUUGAACACUGUCCGGGUCUCACUGAACUGCUCAAUGAUCAGGAGCGCAUCGAGGACCUGCUGGCGUUGUCCCCGGAGGCGAUCCUGCUGCGGUGGGUGAACCACCAGUUGCAGAACGCGGGCGUCACGCGCCGCUGCAACAACUUCCAGCAGGACGUCGCCGACUCGGAGAUAUACACGCACCUGCUCAAGCAGAUCGCGCCCGCAGACGCCGGGGUCACUCUCGACGCUCUCAGGGAACCUGACUUGAUGCGUCGCGCUGAGCUGAUGUUGCAGCAAGCAGCCAAGCUUCGUUGCCGUGCCUUCGUCACUCCUGCUGAUGUAGUAGGCGGAGUUUAUAAACUGAACUUGGCGUUCGUGGCCAAUCUGUUCAAUCAACAUCCUGGCCUGCAACCACAGGCUGAAUCUCAGCAGUACCACCAGCUCGACGAGACCAGGGAGGAGAAGACUUAUCGCAACUGGAUGAAUUCAAUGGGUGUGGCGCCGCACGUGAACUGGUUAUACUCGGACCUGACUGACGGCCUCGUCAUAUUCCAAUUGUACGAUAUCAUCAAACCAGGCAUCGUCGACUGGAAAAAGGUACACCGUCAGUUCUCGAAGCUUCGUAAGUUCAUGGAGCGUUUGGAGAACUGUAACUAUGCGGUGGAGUUGGGCCGCAGACUUGGUUUCUCCUUAGUGGGCAUUGCUGGAGCUGAUAUCAACGAGGGCAACGCAACACUCACAUUAGCUCUGAUCUGGCAACUGAUGCGUGCGUACACGCUGUCUGUCCUGACUCGUCUCGCCAACACCGGGAACCCGAUCAUAGAGAAGGAGAUAGUACAGUGGGUCAACAAUAAACUGCAGGCCGCAGGGAAGACAUCCGCCAUCAGAAGCUUCCAGGAUGAAGUGUUGGCUGAUGGCAAGGUGGUGAUCGAUCUUAUAGACGCCAUUAAACCUGGUUCCAUCAACUACGACCUCGUGCUGCCGGGCGGGAAUGAAGAGGAGAACCUAGCUAACGCUAAAUACGCCAUCUCAAUGGCUCGUCGUUGCGGCGCGCGAGUAUACGCCUUACCUGAAGACAUAACCGAGAGGAAACCGAAAAUGAUCAUGACAGUAUUCGCCUGCCUCAUGGCGCUAGACUACAUACCGAACAUGGACGCGCCGCUCAACAAACAGGACGAACCAGUACCCGUCGCGGCUUAUCUCGACGAUUCCAUGGAAUCUAUUGAGAUAGUGGACCUACAUGAUAGUGAAGACUUCAAUGACUCGGGUCUGGGUAUUGAGAAACCUGAUGGUUUAGAGCCAAAGGUCAAGGACCAGACUAAUAAGGUAGACAGUGGAUUAGAUUUCGAAGAAGCAGACGUUCAGCCAUAACAAAAAUGGUAUAAUCCUAGUAAUAUUUUAAUUGCAUUUACAAAAUGUAUAUUUAUAAUCACGGCUUCUUGAUUUUGUGAAUUGUUUCUUAAAUAUUUUUUUAGUAAAUAAUGAUAACAAGGUUUUGUUAGAACUUAAACAAAUGAUUACGGUUUAAAUUAAUAUAUGCGAAAACUGUAAUGAGUAAAACUACAACAAAUAAUUACAGAAAGCAAGAAUGAUAAAUAUCAGAAUAAAGUUGAGAAGACUUCGAAUUUUUAAGAAGUUAUUCUCCGAGAUUUUUGGUUACAAAUAGUCAUAAUAAAAAAAUAAAACAUUUUACUUAUUUAUUACGAUUUUGAAGGUAUGUUAUAGUUAUACAGUCUUGUCAUAAUAAUCCCGUCGAUAAAGCUAUUUUUAAAUAUGUCAAUUUUACAGUUGUCUAUUUAUUUUUAUAUUUUUAUAUAUUAAAGCAAAGUCUUAAGUCAGUAUCUUUUAU